This is a messenger RNA of Capronia coronata CBS 617.96, 2517 nucleotides long. RefSeq lists its product as uncharacterized. The coding region runs from base 1 to 2517 and encodes 838 amino acids. The transcript has 2 exons. NCBI's taxonomy places the organism in Eukaryota, Fungi, Ascomycota, Eurotiomycetes, Chaetothyriales, Herpotrichiellaceae. The record is from RefSeq and is a predicted model, not a curated record.
AUGGCGGCAGUUCAGCGGAUGACCCGGAAACUGUCUGAAGAGCGUGCCUCGGUCUUGGCCAAAGAAGCCGUUGAAUUGUCUCUGGCAGGUGACAAAACACAAGCUUCGAGAAAGCUCAGAGAGGCCGCCGCUCUGACUCAUGACAAUACGGACGUUCAAGCGGCCUUUCUGGCCAUCCACAACGACCAGCUCAAUUCGCCACUUCUAGACUUGUGUCGAAAAUACGCACUGUACCGGGAUAAUCGUGCCGGAGAUGAAGCCGUCAAAUACUUGACCAGCCCGGAAGCCUCAAAUGCUGCUCCGGCAGCGUUGGAAUGUCUCCGAACGAUCCUCGAGAACCAGCCGGUGCCCUCCAUGUCCAACGCCCAAAAUUUCAUCAUCGCCGAGCUUGCAAGACAAUUUCCAGCUGUGCGCGAGUAUUUCGCCUCGGAACUCCAAGAAUCCACGACCAAAUUCUUCGACAAUGUCUAUGACCGUGGGGACGAUGCGGCUAACUGCCUUCGAUCCGUCGUCCUCGAUGACAAACUCUGGCCGUCUGAAGAGGUUAGACUUCGCGUGGAAGACGACCUGUUCCAGCUGUUCCUGGCCAAACUGAUGGAGAGUGGCCACGACCAUGAUGGGAGAGCUCUCAAAGGCAUCGCCCUCCUACUCAUGGCCGAUAUGCAUCGAUUACAGUCCUUCGUCGACGAGGAAGCAUUCGAGGCUCUCAUGGGCUCCUUGGACUUGAGACUACCCGCCGACGUUCGAGGUCAAGCCACGCUCGUGCUCUCCAAAUAUUUUGAAGUCGCCAACGCCACCGGGCAAGAAUUUCUCUACAAGUAUAUCACUACCCAUGUUCAACGCCAGAAAGGCGACGAUCUGGUCCUUGCUUUCUCUGCUGCCGCAAGUCUCUUCCCCGUCAUUCCCACCAUGGUGGCCGAAUUAUUCUUAACCGACGGCUUCCUCAGCUCCAUCAUGCCUCUCCUAGAAAAACAUUUCAGCAGCAAUGCUGUGCACGAUGCUUUCCUUCUUCUCCUCAACGCCGCAUGCAUAGACGGUGCAUGCCGCACGGCGAUCGCCCAGUAUUGCUCGGCUUGGUUAUCACAAAAAGUCGGCAACGGCACAGGCAAACAGCCGGCAGUGGCAGCCACCGUCCUGGCAAAAUUGAGGACUUCGGGCGUCAAGACCGGAGAUCAGAGAGCCAACCGGGCGGAUGAUGAUGUUAGUGAACUCGUUGAUCUCUUUAAAAACACUCUAGCUGUUGAAGAAGGACGGAACGUAUCUGACUCGAUUGAAGGCCUUGCGUAUACAUCUCUGAAACCCGAGGUCAAGGAAGCCCUAGCCAAAGAUCCUGCCUUUCUCAAGUCUUUGCUCGGUGCUCUCGAAGCAAAUCCCGACUCUCCAGAGAUCGUCGUUGGGGGGUUGAGCAUCAUCUCAAACCUUACCCAGUACGCCCCAGUCCUCUCAGAAGAACAGAAGAAAAUCUCCCAGCUCAAGGCAUAUGCCAACGCCACGAAACCGGCCGAUCCAAGUCCUCUGGAGAACGAUGACCACGUCCGAGCCCGGUGUACUGCCGUAGUCGAGGCAGGAACCGUGGCCCUGUUGACCAAAUUGAACAAGGGCAGAUCUCCAGCUGCCGCCCAGCUGACGGAUCGAAUUCUCCUGGCCCUGUCCAGGAAUUCGAAAGACAGAGGCAAGAUCGCUCAGCAGGGGGCAGUGAAACUCUUAAUCUCUCACGCCCAGCAAAACCUGGAGUCAUCGGAGAGCGACAAUACCGACGCCGCUCAUGCGCUCGCCAGGAUUCUAAUUUCACUUAAUCCAGCGCAUUUAUUUGCAGCCGGAGCCAGGCCAGACGUCACUGAGGCGGUACCACCACUGGUGGCACUACUGAAAUCGGUUCGGAGUGAAGGUCUAAGUAAUGAUCAACCACGCGAUUUACUCCCGGUCUUCGAAAGUCUCCUCGCGCUGACCAAUCUCGCCACAGCCCCGGAGCCAUAUGCGGCCAACAGUAUCAUCAAGUCGGCCUGGGACGAGAUUGAAGAUCUUUUGAUGGGAAACAACAAGAUGAUCCGACGUGCCGCCUGUGAACUGAUUUGCAAUUUGACAGUCAUACCCACCGGGGCGGAGAAAUUCGCGGAUGGCUCCAAACGUGCCAACACGAGACUCCAUCUUCUCGUCGCCAUGGCUGACGUGGACGACCUACCGACCCGACGAGCGGCCGGUGGCGCUUUAGCCAUGCUCACGGAACAGUAUCCCUCCGUGGUCUCUGCUCUGCUCGACCUCGCCCGUGCUCCAGAGAUUCUUUUGGAUCUGUGUCAAGAUGAUGACCCAGCCGUGGUUCACAGGGGAUUGGUCGUUGUGAGAAAUCUGUUAUGUGAACAUGAUGAUGUGGAACUCGUCAACAGAGCGAAAGAAGCGUUGAUCAAGAAUGGUGCCGCGGAGAAGCUGAAGACGGCGCUGAAGAAGACGAAAGACCCGGCGUUGUUGCAGAUCGGCGUUGACGCGCUCAAAGUCUUGGUCGGUACCAAGAAACAAUGA